Molecule: messenger RNA, 886 nt
Organism: Galendromus occidentalis (western predatory mite)
Lineage: Eukaryota; Metazoa; Arthropoda; Arachnida; Mesostigmata; Phytoseiidae
Exons: 6
Coding region: 158-850 (230 amino acids)
Source: RefSeq, a predicted model, not a curated record
GUUCCAUCGCUGCUGAGUGAGUCGCUGACAGAAGAGCAUACUUCGCGAGAAACUGUCCGGAAUACGUCGAAUUCUCAGGAUACCGAGCUCACUUACCCCUCGAGCUGCGAGCAUUGCUCCCCGUGCAGAACUCAAGCUAGAGGAGGCAUACUUUGUAAUGAGCUCUGGGACUAAGCGAAAACGAGAAUUCCCGUCGACAUUCUCUUCGGAAUCACGAAAAUUCAUCUUCCAGCUCGAUCUGGAUCAAGAUGCCGUCAAGCAAAUGCUCGGCUCUCUCCCGUAUGCUCAUCUGAGAGCAGUUCUCUUGCCAUUGGAGCUUCACGGUAAAGCGAGUUACUUCGAAGAAAUGGCAGAAAUUGAGAGACGGUCAUCCUGCCCCCACUACGGACGAUACCUCUAUGAUUUAACGUCUUCGAACAAGUGCAAUAUCGAGAUCAGUGCGUGUGUACGCUUGGAAAACCCGGAGGAAUUCUACGAGGCAAACGGCUUGAACUUGAUACGAGGUGAGGCUCGAAAUUUAGACAGGGCGCUGGAGUUGGAGACAACCCUUAGUGAAGCGACCGUUAAAUGCGACAUCUCUCUCAACUCCGUGCAAGCAAUGAACGACUUCUAUUCCGAUUACAAGAGCGGUCUAUUCGACAAUUCGUUCCGUCAAGCUAUACUUGGAAGCCCAACAGAACAGCAGAACCUGGAGCCCGGUCAACCUCGGUACUCCGUGAAGGUCGGGCUUAACGAUCGGAUCUUCGAAGCAGAGAAAGAUCGGCUCCAAGCAAUGGAAAAUGCGGCGAAACUAGCGAAGAAGACUCACAAGCACAGACAGAGGCAGAGCCGUCCAGCUCAAGCACGCUGAGACGCUGCCCCAUCAUCUCACGAAAAAUACCCAACA